Messenger RNA from Triticum turgidum subsp. durum (durum wheat), 780 nucleotides. Lineage: Eukaryota; Viridiplantae; Streptophyta; Magnoliopsida; Poales; Poaceae. The record is from the annotation of a GenBank genome assembly.
AUGUCGGCGGCCGUGCCGCACGUUGUGGUCAUCGCUUUUCCCUUCGCCUCCCACGCCGUGAAGCUGUUCCGCCUAGCGCGCGCCCUCGCGGCGGCGGCACCGGCGGCCACCUUCUCCUUCCUCUCCACCGCCGCGCUGCUAAAUGAGCAGCAGAAGAAGCACGAGGACUCUCUCGUGACGAACCUACGCUUCGUGGAGGUCCCGGACGGUCUAUCACCGAGCUCGGAUGGCGCCCCAGCGGUACCACCGCCGCACCCUAUGGUGCGUCUCAAGCUCUUCAUGGCGGCUGCUGAGGCUGGCACGUUAAGGGAGGCGCUGGAGACGGCUCGCGCCUCCGCGGGCGGCGCCAGGGUGACCUGCGUCGUCGGGGACUCGUUCAUGUGGAUGGCAGCCAAGGCGGCCGCUGAGGUGGAGGCUCCAUGGGUUGCCGUCUGGACCGGCGGUCCCAGCGCUCUCCUGGCGCACCUACGCGCUGACGCGUUGCGCGACGACGUCGGAGAUAAAGCGGCGAGCCGAGCAGACGAGCUGCUAACCUCGCACCCGGGCCUCGGAAGCUACCGUGUCCGGGACCUCCCCAACGGCAUCGUCUCCGGCGACAUGAACUCGCCGAUCGUCUCCUUGUUCCGCCGCAUAGCGGAGCACCUUCCCCGCGCUGCCACCGCCGUCGCCUUCAACACCUUCCCGGGACUCCUCCCGGAUGACCUCACCGCCGCUCUCGCCACGGAGCUCGCGGAGUGCCUCCGUCGGCCCCUUCCACCUUCUUCACCGACCAGAAGAUGA